Messenger RNA from Bactrocera tryoni, 3396 nucleotides. It is a transcript of the gene serp, whose product is annotated as chitin deacetylase 1. Gene Ontology annotation, cellular component: extracellular region. The record is from RefSeq and is a predicted model, not a curated record. The transcript is spliced from 5 exons. Gene Ontology annotation, biological process: carbohydrate metabolic process. NCBI's taxonomy places the organism in Eukaryota, Metazoa, Arthropoda, Insecta, Diptera, Tephritidae. Gene Ontology annotation, molecular function: hydrolase activity, acting on carbon-nitrogen (but not peptide) bonds; protein binding; chitin binding. Bases 904 to 2514 code for a protein of 536 amino acids.
AGAUUUUCGUAGAAAAUUCGCCACGAACGCGUUGAAUAUAUUUACCGCUAGAAGUUGCUUUAAAAUUCGAUUGAGAAAUUGUAGUUUUUUUCACGCAAUAAAAAAUCCGCAUACGAAAUAUCCUCGCACACUUACGUGACGGUUGCAUACACGACUACGUUCCGAAAGUGCAUAAUAAUUUGUGGAACGCAACUGCAGCGUUCGCACUUCCCCUGCCGAAUGUGGUGAAGAGCUGAGAAUAGGCAACAAACGAGUUCAACAUAUUCAACACUGCUGACUUGCUGCGCUGUGCUCAAAUCUACAACUGUAUAUGUGCCGUUAAUGUUGUUCUUGUAAUUGUGGAGUUUGUGUUGGCAUUUGCAUUUCAUUUUCUGUAAUAAAAGUAGAAGAAGUCAGCGAUUCCGAAGGCUGACACCCAUAUACCAGAUACAUUUGGCCAUACGUUAGUCGUCUGUACGUACAAACGUUGUUACGCGGUUGUUUUGUGUUCGUGUGUGUGUGUGCGUUGUGUACAGGCUUGGAACGGGCGCUCGUUGCUUUAUUUACUUGUCCGCGACAGUUGCUGCGAUCUUUGUGGUGUUGCGCUGGCGCAGUGUAAGUGGAACUCUGCUAGUGAUCGGUAGGACAAAUUUGCUAUAGUGCGCUUUGUACUGAAACGGUCUCUCCUCUUCUGCUUAUAAAGAAAAAAGCACAAAUAUAUUUAUUUUUAGUGAGGUUCGCUACGUCGUCGUGAGCCCCACUUAAACAUUUAACACUGAAAGUUUGUGUGUGCUUCGAGUUAUUGCAAUUUCUUACGUUGAAACGUGAAUACCGUUCGUAGAUAGUUGCUGCGGUGAUUGCUGGUGGUGUUUCAAACUCCAUCGUUAGUAAAUAAAAAUAAAAUCGAAUAAACAAAGAUACACAAUGGCAAAACUCUUUGUGGUUUUUGCCAUUUUAGCUGUAGCUGCUGCGACAGCUUCUGCCGAUCGUGUGAGACGUCAAGCCGCCACAGAGGAGCCAAAAAAAGAGGAAUCUUUCGAAAAGGAACUCUGCAAAGAUAAAGAUGCUGGCGAAUGGUUCCGUUUGGUCGCUGGAGAAGGCGAUAACUGUCGUGAUGUCAUUCAGUGCACAUCGUCGGGUCUGCAAGCCAUCCGUUGUCCGGCUGGUCUGUACUUCGACAUUGAGAAGCAGACUUGUGAUUGGAAAGAAUCCGUAAAGAAUUGUAAAUCGAAGAACAAGGAGAGACGUGUCAAACCUCUGCUACACACAGACGAGCCACUCUGUCAGGAUGGUUUCUUGGCUUGUGGUGAUGGCAACUGCAUUGAGCGCGGUCUCUUCUGUAACGGCGAGAAAGAUUGCUCAGACGGUUCCGAUGAGAACACUUGCGAUAUCGACAAUGAUCCCAAUCGCGCUCCACCCUGCGACCCCACUGUUUGUGUGUUGCCCGAUUGUUUCUGCUCUGAGGAUGGCACUUCGAUUCCCGGCGAUUUGCCAGCCAAGGAUGUACCUAUGAUGAUCACCAUUACCUUCGAUGAUGCCAUCAAUAACAACAAUAUUGAUUUGUACAAAGAAAUCUUCAAGGGACGCAAGAACCCUAACGGUUGUGACAUUAAGGCCACCUACUUCAUUUCACACAAGUACACCAACUACUCAGCGGUGCAGGAAACAGCGCGUAAGGGACACGAAAUUGCUGUGCACUCUAUUACUCACAACGAUGAGGAGCGUUUCUGGUCGAACGCCACCGUCGACGAUUGGGCCAAGGAAAUGGCUGGCAUGCGUAUCAUCAUCGAGAAAUACGCCAACAUCACCGAUAACUCAGUGGUAGGUGUACGCGCCCCCUACUUGCGUGUCGGUGGCAACAAUCAAUUCACCAUGAUGGAAGAACAAGCUUUCCUCUACGACUCCACAAUCACUGCACCCUUGUCGAACCCACCACUAUGGCCAUACACUAUGUAUUUCCGCAUGCCACACCGUUGCCACGGCAAUCUGCAGAGCUGCCCAACACGUUCGCAUGCCGUGUGGGAAAUGGUCAUGAACGAAUUAGAUCGUCGUGAGGAUCCGGCCAAUGAUGAAUAUUUACCUGGUUGCGCUAUGGUUGAUUCGUGCUCGAACAUUUUGACCGGUGAUCAAUUCUACAACUUCCUCAAUCACAAUUUCGAUCGGCAUUACGAUCAAAAUCGUGCACCAUUGGGUCUCUACUUCCAUGCGGCAUGGCUGAAGAACAAUCCCGAAUUCUUGGACGCCUUCCUCUACUGGAUCGAUGAGAUCUUGGCCAACCACAAUGAUGUCUACUUCGUCACAAUGACACAAGUCAUCCAGUGGAUGCAGAAUCCACGAACCAUCAGCGAGGCCAAGAACUUCGAACCAUGGCGGGAGAAGUGUGUGGUCGAAGGCAAACCAGCCUGCUGGGUGCCCAACACCUGCAAAUUGACCUCCAAGGAAAUUCCCGGCGAGACCAUCAACUUGCAGACCUGCGUGCGCUGCCCGAACAACUACCCAUGGGUGAAUGACCCAACCGGUGAUGGUUUCUUCUAAGUCAAACGCGCUCACCUGCAAUUGCACAACCAGAACUUUAUUUUUGUUUUAACUCAUUUUAAGUCGUCUGACUUUUCGUAAGGUUUGUGCCCUAGCUCACUGCUUAUGUUUUUAAGAUUAUUCUUCUUAUUCUACACUUCUCUUCUUCUUCUUCAUACUUUUGCCUAUCGAAUUUGCUGUGUUAUAAUUUUCUUUACCCUACUCUUACCUUAUCUAUAAAUUUCCUCCUUAUCAUUUGUAAAUAUUUUUACUGUUAAUGGCCGCACGCAGAUAACUAAGCUAAACAUUAAAAAAUAAAAUCAAGAUUAUAUUAAGUUAAAAAAAAAUGCCACUUUCUAUUUUGUAUUUUUGUUUUCGAUUUCGUUUUAAGUUUUCUUUCUUUGUUUUCACUGCCUUUUUAACUAUAUGUUUGCUCUAAUUAUGCAAGACUUUUAUUAUUUGACUGACCUUCGAGCUGUCAAGUGAUUAUUGGCAACCAUUUACACAUCUAUACGGGCCGCACAUAAGUAUUUGGCGCUCAAGGUCGUUGCUGUGUUAAUUUUAAAGUUACGUAAAAGCCGAACAAAAUAUGUACACACAAAGAAAUACACGAAGAGAUACAAGAAGAAGCCGGAACCAAUCGAUUCCACACAUGAUAUCAAAUAAUUUCGACAAAUACUCACACUCACACAGACACGCAUACCCACAAAGUGUUAGGGAGAAAUGAAUUGAGACGCAAAAGCGAUAUUGCGAAAGUGUUUAAUUUGUAGUAUGUUUUAUUGUACGUAUAUUUAAAUAUUUUUUAUUACAUAAUUUUUAAUGUAUGUGAAACUUUCUUUCUAUUAUCCAUUAAUUUAAUAUGUUAAUCGAUCGAUUGCUAUAAAGAUCUGUGGAAAAAAAUAA